Verticillium nonalfalfae is the source of this 3063-nucleotide messenger RNA. RefSeq lists its product as uncharacterized. The transcript has 2 exons. NCBI's taxonomy places the organism in Eukaryota, Fungi, Ascomycota, Sordariomycetes, Glomerellales, Plectosphaerellaceae. The coding region runs from base 1 to 3063 and encodes 1020 amino acids. The record is from RefSeq and is a predicted model, not a curated record.
AUGUGGCGCGCGCCCUUCUCCAGAUCACAGCUCCCUGCCCUAGCGAGGCGGGCGAGGGGCAAGCCUGAGCUCUCGGCGACUUCACGAUCCUCAAUACACAUCGAAAGUAAUAAGGCCACGGAAGAACCAUGCCAGAGGUUUGACGAGCUGGCACGAGAUGUGCGCAAUGCCUCUCGAACAAGGCACCAGACCACUCCAGACUCCUUCUCUAAGACAGAGCAGCCAUUAAACGCUACACGCGAGAAUCUCAACAAUCAAUCCAUACGAAAUCCUCAACUCAAGAGCGUUCGAAGAGACGCUGUGCAGACAGCACGACCAAUCAAAAAGAUAGAUCGGAAGAAUAAGCCUACAUAUACACCGGCGCGCCUCCUCGACACCGCAUGCCGUCUCUACCGUGGCGAGACGGAGCUCUCGGCCUCCGACCUCGAAGCAGCGAGCUUCCUCGCCGGCUACAGCAGCGCUCGUUUGCCCAUUCUCACAGCUCAGUGGAUGCUCCACUGCAAUUCAGACCUCGAACCCAGCGUGCGCUCUCUGCUGCCCGACGUCUCUGCGUGGUCCACAAAGUUCGAACCGUACACGGCCAAGGGGUACCAGCGAGAUGAUGUUCUCCAUUGGGUUUGGAUUCUUACGGCGAACGAUCCUGACGAGCGAGUGCGGCGCUUCCUCUCCGACACCCGACACAAACCAUCCUUCAUCCUCAAUCACCUCCUAAAUGAUGCAUAUUCCGGUCGUGCAGAGCUCCUGCGCCCUCACUCUCUCUACGGCAUCAUCAACCACUGCACUUCACUCUACGAGCAAUUUUGCCGACCAAGCCCUCAAGGAGAAAACUUGGCGCCAGACUCUCGGCCUCUGGAUAGUCCAGACGUCGUUCAGGGCAUCAUCGGCCGGUUGCUGUCCCAUGCUCGACGUACUCAAGCGCAGGCUGUCAUUCCCAUUGCGAACCUUGCUGCUACAUAUCUUGAAGCCCUUACGGGCCCAACGGAACGACGAUUGUUUGAACUUCGGUGUCGCACGUUCAACUUCAUCUUAAAGGAGCUGUCAAUCCCGCCGGCGAAGAAACCAUACGCCACUGCUCAUCACAGCUGGGAAGCCAUCCGUACAUUACUGCAAUUCUCAUCAACAUUAGAAAAGCCUCUCAUUGUUGAACGAGAAAGCUACCGCGGUAUCCGUCGAGUCCUGCUGGCACUGCAGAAAUCCCCCGGCGAACGGGACACGACAACGACACUGAAAAAGACCUGGCCGCCCUACAGACUACCGAGGAACGGCCUUGAAGAGGCCAUGGAAGCAGACGAGUACUACAGCAGGACAGUCAAGGCUGGUCUCAUGAUGCAGGACUCGGGCUACGCCAAGGAGGAAUUCGAUAUCGCCACGGAUAUCCUCGGGGGUCUAGGUCCCGAUGGGUCGCCGACGAUCCAGACGCGGGCAAACUAUCCCGUCCGCAACGGCUCGGACCAGUCCAUAUGGGCCGCUCAGAUCCGAGCCACGAGAAGCGCAGAGGAAGCAUGGCAGGCCUUCCAGCAUCCGCCGCAGCCCGGGAUGGCCCCCCAGACGGAAGUGUUCCACGAGAUGAUCCUCAAGGCGCUGGCGAAUAUUGUGGAUCCCCACCAUGAUAACCUGCCUGGCGAUGGACGAGAGACCUUUUCGCAUGAUACCCUCAACUUCAGCGAGUUUGAGAGGGCACGCCUCGCGCCACCCAAGGUUUUGCAGCUCACAAGACACAUGGAACAAUCUGGUGUUCGUCUCGACGAGAGGUGUCUCAAUGUGCUGUUGCUGCGCUCGGCGAGCCUUGACGAGGCAGUCGAGUACGUGCAGCGAAGCUCGUUGAGCAAGACGCAGCAGGCUACAGUGGACUGCGCGUUACGAGGCACCGACGUGGCUUUCAACUCGGUGGCCGAUCAAAUCAAGGAGAUCUCUCAGGGCACCUUGCUCGCCGUCAUUCGAUUGCUCUGCAGAACCCGCCCAGGCUACGGAAUGUCAAGCCGUACAAUAGAAAGGGCUAUGCAGGUCGCCAGGCUCGGCUGGACAGCUGUCGGUUGCUCCAACCCAGCGCCCUGGGAGUUUAUCCUCGAAGCCCUGGCCCGAUCUCGAGUCCUGGCCUGUGGAGGGGAUCCACAACAGAACAGCCAGCGCGCCUUGCUCCUGGCGGGCCACGUCAUGAAAGAGGCCGAGGCAUCAUGCGGCCUCACACUACACAUGUUAAGCAGCUUCGCGCGGGUAACGCAGAAAGUACUGCACACCAGACUCGACGGGCUCCUCGAAAGCCUGACAGGAGGCACGGUCCACGGCGACGACGCUGCGCUCCUAUCAUUCUUCGUAACAGGCCCACCGCAGGGCACGACGAGGCGACCGCACUUUCACCACUGGAACCGCGCCGACCCAGGCCUAGCCACGACGGCAGACCUCGCGGCCGCGGCCCUCCGCAGACUCCGCUCCGCCUGGUCCGACCUCGCCAGCGCGACGACGAAAGGCGCCGCCGCCGCCUCCUCCUCCAGCGCCAAGCUCGGCGACACGGUCGUCCUGGCCGGCGCCUCAGAGGUGAACACGCAGAUGCUCGCCCUCGCGUCCCUCGGCGACGUCGACGCCAUGGCCGCCCUCGCCGUCUGGACCGUCCGCCACGCCGACGGCAUCAUAGCCGCCACGCACGCCAAGCGCACAACCUGGCUCACAGGCGUCUUCCACACCUUCCGCGCCUUCGCCGAGCCCCUUCUCGACGAGACCGUCGUCGCGCCGCUGCGCCGCGCCGUCGUCGAGGCCGGGCAGCGGGACCGCUGGCUCUACUGGCCGAGCGACGACGAGGUCGCGACGUUUACGCAGAGCGACGUCUCUGGACGCCUGGGGCGGCUGCAGGAUUUCGUGCAGCUCGUCGCGAGGGAGCGCGAGGACGACGGCGGCGAUGGCGGCGCGCUGCUGGAGUAUCGCAGGGAGCUGCGGCCUGGGGCCGACGCGGUCGCGCAGGCGGAAGAGCGCGCGAGCCGGCGCUAUGUCUGUCGGGACGAGGUCGAGUGGCGCCAGACGGAGGGCGAAAAGUCGCGCCAUCGAGUCGUGCAGGGCAUGAGGGUGUGA